AUGUCAAAACAAAAAAGAUUAUUUAUUCACUACCUUUUAGAAAUUGACAACGAAAAAAAACAUUAUUUUACCGGUGGAUUACAAAGUGGUAUCAGCAGUAGUAGUUACAUCGAAUAUGAUAGUGUAGAUGGCAGUUACACUGACGAAGAUGAUAACGGAGGUGGCAGUUAUACUGACAAAGGAAAUAAUAGCAUUAGUAAUUACGUUGAUGAUGAGAGCCAAAUAGGGAAGUAG
This is a messenger RNA of Entrophospora sp. SA101, 234 nucleotides long. Lineage: Eukaryota; Fungi; Glomeromycota; Glomeromycetes; Entrophosporales; Entrophosporaceae. The record is from the annotation of a GenBank genome assembly.